AUGUCCACAUUCGAAUGCCCCCUCAACGCGACAAAUGUGCCAUACGUGGAAUGGAGCCCGGACGACGGGACAUGGACGGCACCAAUUGUGAUCUCAUUAGUUUUCCUGCCGAUCCACUUUGCACUCUGGUGCUGCGCCUCGGAAAAGCUCGGACAGGACCUGCUCGAGCAGUGCAAAAACUCAGUCCUUAAAGACACAGUUUGCAAAGCCUAUGAGGUCAACAGUGUCACAACAGCGCUGGUAAUGACAACAAUUGCGGGGAUGUUUGUGGAGGGGCACGAACUUGAUCCGCAAUAUUUCUGUCUGCAUCCAGAUUUCAGAAUGCAUUUGAGGCAAACGUACAUUGUCAUAUGCAUGUACUGCAUCUUCCUUUGCAUACUGUGUGUGAUGCUCUGCGCCCUGAACUACUUCUACCUGAGCGCCAUGACGGACAAGGACGUCUACAACUACUUGAUGUAUGACCCCAGAGGCAAGAGCACUGUGGGCGAGGCAUUAAUUUUCUUGAUGGAGUCCUACUUCCUUUUUGCUGUGGCUAUUUGUAUAUGGGUGGGCACUUCUUAUGGUGCGAUCCAUUGGAUCCUCACCAUCCUCAUGAUGAUGUUCACCACGCUCGUCAUAUUGCGAAAUUGGAUGAGUCUCAGCCACUACCAACCUUACAAAGCAGAGGUUGGAGAGACAGAGUCGCGUGCUCCGUCCGAGGACGCAACAGUCGAUAAGCAAAGAAGGGGCACCAAGACCAGCCUCCCAGAUGCCCCAGCAACCCCGGUCACCACGCUGCAGUGGCAGCAGGGGGUAAAAAAUGACAAAUAUGGUUCCCCCAGCCGAAAUUCAGUUUAUUCUGUUAGGAAUGGCAGCCCCAAUGGACUCAAGGACAGCCUCCACCACCAAGAUUCAGGCUCGUCCGCAGAAGCGAUCGCCUCGAAUAGAUCUGUCAACUUCCAAGAUGAGGCACAAGUUUGGGAUGGCUCGUCAACGGCACCGCCAAGGCUAAGCGCAUCCCACGAAAGCAGAGGAGGUGGCUGUGCUCCACGAAGUGAUGCAGCACAAGCGCCGAUCCGUCCUAUGGAUGAAAUGGAGAGCGACCUAGAGAUCUGCGCAGCUUGCCGCAGCAUUGUCAAUGACAGCGGGCCGUUUUGCUGCCAAUGUGGCCAAAAACGCGGCGAGAUGCCGCCCGUCAUGUACAUCGAGGCGCAGAAGGUGGUGCAGACGUUGAAGGGCGGAAGGGGGAGCGGAUCAUAUGUGCAGCCGCCUCAUGGCACGCCAAGGGUGAUGCCGGCCAUGGGCAUACCACAGAUGGCCAUGCACGUGCCACAGACGGUCGCGAUGAAUCCCUACAACCACAUGGUUCACAUGAUGCCGACACCGCAGGGUUCCGGCUACUAUGUAGAUCAGCAUCCUGUUGUACACCAACCUCCUGAUCAUCCUGUUGCAAACCCAGCGUCUCGGCGUGGCAAAUCGCGACCAAAAAGACAGGCUGCUCGAGGUACCCAGGAUUCUCCAGAGAUGGCCACAGCCACAGCCGCAAGUCCGACGGGAAGUCAGCAGGAUGCUUGCCAAGGGCCUUGUCAAGUCGCUCUUGAAGUCGGUACAAGACGCCUUUGA
Molecule: messenger RNA, 1602 nt
Organism: Symbiodinium natans
Lineage: Eukaryota; Dinophyceae; Suessiales; Symbiodiniaceae
Source: the annotation of a GenBank genome assembly